Molecule: messenger RNA, 795 nt
Organism: Lineus longissimus
Lineage: Eukaryota; Metazoa; Nemertea; Pilidiophora; Heteronemertea; Lineidae
Product: TRIO and F-actin-binding protein-like
Exons: 1
Coding region: 1-795 (264 amino acids)
Source: RefSeq, a predicted model, not a curated record
AUGCCAGAAACUAAGGCGCAAAGAACUAGUCCUAAUUCGAUCUCUCCAGAUCAGAUGCCAGAAACUAAGGCACAAAGAACUAGUCCUAAUUCGAUCUCUCCAGAUCAGAUGCCAGAAACUAAGGCACAAAGAACUUGUCCUAAUUCGAGCUCUCCAGAUCAGAUGCCAGAAACUAAGGCACAAAGAACUAGUCCUAAUUCGAUCUCUCCAGAUCAGAUGCCAGAAACUAAGGCGCAAAGAACUAGUCCUAAUUCGAGCUCUCCAGAUCAGAUGCCAGAAACUAAGGCACAAAGAACUAGUCCUAAUUCGAGCUCUCCAGAUCAGAUGCCAGAAACUAAGGCACAAAGAACUAGUCCUAAUUCUAGCUCUCCAGAUCAGAUGCCAGAAACUAAGGCACAAAGAACUAGUCCUAAUUCGAGCUCUCCAGAUCAGAUGCCAGAAACUCAGGCGCAAAGAACUAGUCCUAAUUCUAGCUCUCCAGAUCAGAUGCCAGAAACUAAGGCGCAAAGAACUAGUCCUAAUUCGAGCUCUCCAGAUCAGAUGCCAGAAACUCAGGCGCAAAGAACUAGUCCUAAUUCUAGCUCUCCAGAUCAGAUGCCAGAAACUCAGGCGCAAAGAACUAGUCCUAAUUCGAGCUCUCCAGAUCAGAUGCCAGAAACUAAGGCACAAAGAACUAGUCCUAAUUCGAGCUCUCCAGAUCAGAUGCCAGAAACUAAGGCACAAAGAACUAGUCCUAAUUCUAGCUCUCCAGAUCAGAUGCCAGAAAAUACAAAUUUGACACUUACUUCUUCAUGA